AUGUCUCCCACUAUCACCACCCCUGCUGCAAAGACAGGGCCUCAAUCUGCUCUGCAGGAUUUGCAUCAUGUACCUCCAGCGCUCUCAGCCCAUGCCUCUAGUAACAAUCUUGAGGAUAAUUUCGCGCCAGCCGAGCCACCGAACAUCGUCGAAGCCUCGCGCAUCGCUGAUUCCACUGUACCCGAGGGUGGAUACGGAUGGGUCGUCAUCGUGGGGUGUGCAACCUUGACUUGGUGGUAUCUAGGAAUGAGUUAUUCCUGGGGAAUCAUGCAAUCCGCUCUUGUUGAAAGAGGGUUAUCCUCUGCCUCGACACUUUCUUUCAUCGGUUCUCUAUGCGUCACAUUCAACAGUAUCUUGGCGUUGGCGCAUGCAAGAUUCAUCAGAUUGGUGGGUACAAGACAAGCAGCAUUAGUUGGAAUUAUUUGUCUUGGUAGCGGUUCAAUUUUAAGCGGCUUUUGUACUGAGAGCGUUGGAGGACUGUUCUUUACGAGCGGCGCCAUCAUGGGCAUUGGAACAAGUCUCUGUUUUAUGCUCGUCUCUGUCACGCCAGCGCAAUAUUUCAAUAGAAAGCGUGGGUUGGCCAUCGGAUUGAUUUACGCUGCUGGAGGCUUGGGAGGCACAGCACUGACUCUCGGAAUGAGUGGACUCAUCAAAAGAGUAGGACCUGCAUGGACCUUCCGCAUUCUUGGUUUCAUGAUCCUCGCAACUGGGGUGCCCGCAGCUUUCGUUAUUAAAGAACGCGUGCCCAUCAAGAAGAACGCUUUUGUUGACAGGACUCUUCUUAAGGACUUUCGAUUUCUGACUCUGUUCGUGGCCGGAGCUCUUUCCACAUUUUACCUACUCGUACCACCAUUCUUCCUUCCUCUCUACUGCAACACACUUGGAUUAUCCGAAACCGCUGGCGCUGGUCUUGUCGCAGCGUUCAAUUUCUCUUCUGCAGUUGGACGGCUUCUUUGUGGUCUUCUGUGCGACAAGCUCGGACCUGUGAACACGCUUUUCAUCUCCCUCCUUCUGAACUCAACGACUUUUCUUGUGGUCUGGCCAUUCUCAACAACGCUAGGCCCUCUCAUUGUUUUCGUGAUUCUCAACGGUCUUGGUAAUGGUGGCUUCUUCUCUGCUACACCACCAGUCGUCAGUUCACUCUUUGGGAGUCUCAGAAUGCCUGUUGUAAUGGGCAUGAUCAUCACAGGCUGGGGCACAGUGUACUUAAUGGGAGCUCCCAUUGCCGGGUACCUACUUGGUGCGUAUGGUGGACAGCAUGGCUCGUUGAAAUCGUACCAUCCAGCAAUCUUUUUCGCCGGCUCGGCAGCUCUUGCCGCCUGUCUUUCAGUCGGAUUGGUACGACUAAAGUUAGACAGAAAGAUUCUAAGCAAAAUCUAG
Molecule: messenger RNA, 1380 nt
Organism: Aureobasidium melanogenum CBS 110374
Lineage: Eukaryota; Fungi; Ascomycota; Dothideomycetes; Dothideales; Saccotheciaceae
Product: MFS general substrate transporter
Exons: 4
Coding region: 1-1380 (459 amino acids)
Biological process (GO): transmembrane transport
Cellular component (GO): fungal-type vacuole membrane
Molecular function (GO): transmembrane transporter activity
Source: RefSeq, a predicted model, not a curated record